Trichoderma atroviride IMI 206040 is the source of this 954-nucleotide messenger RNA. The record is from RefSeq and is a predicted model, not a curated record. NCBI's taxonomy places the organism in Eukaryota, Fungi, Ascomycota, Sordariomycetes, Hypocreales, Hypocreaceae.
AUGUUGCCUUCCCAGAUCAAUUCUACCUUCCACGUCCACCGCGGACACAGCCAUCUCAAAUGGUCCAAGGAAAUCGCACCUGUGUUAACCGUCGACUCGGGAGACGUUGUGACUUUCGACACUAUCGACGGUAGCAAUGGACAAGUAACCCCCACCUCGACGGCUGAAGAUGUCUUAAAGUUCAAAUCAGAGCUGGCAAACCCCAUUUUUGGCCCCGUAUAUGUGAGGGGCGCCGAGCCGGGAGACGUUCUUGAAGUUGAGGUAUUGAAGCUCAAAACCUCGGAUUGGGGUUGGACUGCAAUUAUACCUGGAUUUGGGCUACUUGCAGACGAUUUUAAAGAGCCUCAUCUUAAGAUCUGGAAACUUGAUCCUGACGAUUCAUCCGCUGUGUUCAAGGACGGCAUUCGCAUCCCCACUCAUCCUUUCCUUGGUGUCAUGGGAGUCGCCCCUGGGGAAGGCGAGUUCUCUACUAUUCCUCCGCUCGACACAGGGGGUAACAUUGAUACUCGACAAAUCAUUGAAGGUUCUAAGCUCUAUCUGCCCAUCAAGGCGUCUGGCGCGUUAUUUAGCUGUGGGGAUGGUCACGCCGCCCAGGGCGAUGGAGAGGUUUGCGGAACCGCUAUUGAGACUCCUAUGCAGGUUACGUUGCGCCUAUCGAUCAGGAAGAACAUGAACUGGGUGACAUCUCCGAAUUAUUCAGCCACAUCAUCUACGCUCACUCAAGCUGAGGAUCAGGGAUAUUAUGCCGUCAUCGGCGUUGAUUCAGAUCUGUUGAAGGCUGCUCAAAAGGCUGUGCGUGGCGUUAUCGAAUAUAUGGUUCAGACAAGGAGCUUGACCUAUACAGAGGCAUAUAUGCUUGCAAGCGUUUCUAUUGGCCUUCGGGUGUCAGAAGUUGUAAAUAUUCCUAAUUAUACCGUUUCUGCCAGUGUACCGCUGAAUAUUUUUUUUUCAUAG